Messenger RNA from Bursaphelenchus okinawaensis, 6265 nucleotides. The record is from the annotation of a GenBank genome assembly. NCBI's taxonomy places the organism in Eukaryota, Metazoa, Nematoda, Chromadorea, Rhabditida, Aphelenchoididae.
AUGUCUACGAUUCACUACAAGUUUCAUUCUUGUGUGACCUACACAACGAUUACUUUCGACGAUCUUCAUGUGCGUGUGAACGAGCUGAAGCAGAAAAUCUACGAGAAGGAGAACUUGUCUCAAGAUCAGUUUGAUUUGACCGUGGAGAAUGCACAUACGAAGCGAGUCUACAAUGAUGAACAUAUUGUGCCUAGGAAUUCGUCGGUUAUUGUGAGGAGAUGCCCAAAGGAGAAUACGAAGGCACCAAAGGUUCAGUAAGUUAUUUACCUUGUUUUUCUUGAAAUUUAGGUAAAGAAGGUGAUGAAUCUUGUUUGUAAGUUUGAGUGGGGUAUUAUAGUAGCUAUAUAUAUUUGUUUUGAGUAAAAAUAUUUGAAAAUUGGCAGUUUUAAGUUAUUUUUUGAGCUGUUAUUACAUCUUUUAGGUGUCUUUUGUUUGUUUUACGUUUUAUUGAUUGAUUUUUGUUACCCUUUAGAUAUUUUUGGUAAUUUCGAGGGUUUUUUGUUCUCUUGAAUAUUUCUUUAGUUAAACUUGACGUAUUUGUUAUUUAAUUUUCUCAUAAUGUUCUAUUUUCAGUGAUCAAAGUACAUCAGGCAUCGUCGGAAAGAAUAACGUACAAACAGCGCCAGAUCUUAGUUUCAUUGACUCUGUAAGUGACAAUCAUUUUCUUUUGUUAUUUUAGGUAUUAUUUGUUAAAAUUUAUUGAUUUCUUAUAUAGUUUUGCAUUUUAUUACUUAUUUUACCUUCUAAUGCAAAAAACAAACUUAUUUGAUAAUUUUUAGAUUGAUUUUUCGAAAUUGACCGAACAGGAACGUCUCGCUCACAUCAAGAAGGUCUCUGCCGAAAAAUAUACACAACAAAAGUAAGUUUGUCUUAUAAGGUGAUGUAGAUGCGAAGGAAAUUGAUAUACAUUUGUGUCAAAAACUUUAGUUAAAUUUGUUUUUUAUAAAUAAGAUAUUACAAUUUGAUAUUUGUUUCUGUUUUACAUAUAAUCCUUCAUUUUUCAGCUUUCGACGAACCACCAAUUCCUCCGCCUUCUCGGAGCCUCCGCCGCCCAGCUACGUGUGCAAUCGAUGCAGUCGGACCGGCCACUGGUACAGGGAAUGCCCAUUGGUAACAAUUUCAGUCAUAUUCAACGCGAUUCCAACCUUUAUACGCUCAUUCUUUCUUACUUGACGUCGGAUUUUGUUUUGGAUGCUAAUUGACCGGUUGAUAAGGUUUUUGGUUCGAAAAAGGCGUUGUGAGGAGUUCAUGUUUGAUUACCUUGUGUUCUCAAACUGAACUUGAUCUCUGUCAAUGAAAAUUGGCAGUUCAAUGCUUUAAAACCACAGAAGUUUGACAUUACACUGUCUGAAAGCUACUGUAAUGUCAAUUUUUAUUGAGGCCUUAUCGACCGGUCGACACGUUGAAAAACGCCCGACAAGAAAGAAUGCGCGACAAGUCGAAACAGCUCUGUGACGUGAAUACACCUCGGUUAAUAAAUGGUUUUAUAAUAUUCACCUUUUACAGCGACUGCUUUACGUGUGUUUCAGGUGUCGCGAGACGUGCCAGACUUGUUAUACGGGUGUGAAACAUGCUACAGCAUGAUGUUUAACGUGUUUUAGAUAGAUUUUACCUUUUUUGAUAGAUUUGUUGCACUUUUUAGCGACAACUGGAGUUUUUUUUGGGCUUGUUGGGGUUGAGUAGAGAACACAGUGUUGGGUUGUGGUUAUUGUUGAGAACAUAGUGUUGUUGAGGAGGGUUGUUGUUUUUUAGAAAUAAAAAGUGCAGCUAUUUUCCAUUGCACAGGAAAAAAACGAAAUUUUUUUGGAGAUGGCAAAAAGGGUAUAUUUACGAAAUUUUUUAAGGUUGUUAUGCUUGAUAUUUACUUUUACGUACUUUUUUGCAUGUUGUAUGAGUUUCAAAUAUGUUUUUUUACUUUUAGUGUUUUUAUUGUGCGAAAAUGGGUUUUAUUAAAAAUUAUGGCACAUUUAGGUAACAUUUAACCUAAAAUCUGGUCUUUUUUGUAUUUUUUUGAAUUUUUGAGAUUAAAAUUUUUUUCUAGCAAAAUUUUUAAAAAUUCUAAUUUUACAGUUAACUAAUUUAAUAGUUUUUAUUUUUUUUCUAAAAAAGGUGAUUAUAACGGGCAAAAUAUUACCCUAAUCUCUUUUAAAGCUUCUAUCCUCUGACUUACAGUCUGAGAUAAAAUUUACAUUUUCGAAUUUUUAAAACAUAGGAAAAACUGUUUUUAAACUGAUAUUUGAAAUUUUUUAAAAAUAAUAUUUUUAUUACAAAGAACAAAACAAAACCGACCCUUCCUGGCUGUUCGAAUUCUGCCAGUAUCGACAACUUAUUUCAGGUGAAUAUAAAGCGAACCACCGGCAUACCAAUGGAAGAGUUGGUCGAAACAACUGCUGACGAUCCGCACGCUAUGCUCCAUCCGACCGGUAAAUUCAUGGUGCAAAAGAUGCACAUUAAUGCACGUCUGACGUCGAAAGUGAAGCAUCCGCUCGGAGUGUCAAUGUCGCCGAAUCAGGAGAGUGGACAGUCGCCGCGAGUGGAGGAGGAUCCAAUCCCCGAGGAACUGCAAUGUCCAAUGUGCAAAGAGUUGCUUAAGGUACGGGUGUUAUUGGGUUGAAGGUUUGUUAUGGGGGAGGGGAGGGUGAAAAUUUUAUUUGGAGGAGGGGGGAAGGCAAUAAAUUUUAUUUUUGGCUGAAGAGGGUAGACGUCAAAGUUUUUUAUUUUUUGAAUAUCCUUCACAUUCUCGCAUUUCAGGAAGCCGUGCUAACGAUUUGUUGUGGCCAAAGCUUCUGCAUGGCUUGCAUGAUGCAGGUGAUCAUGUCUGACAACCCCCGGUGCCCAGGUCAAGACUGCGCGGAACGAGAGAUCACGAACAAUUCGAUUGUGGAAAACAAACAGCUUCGUCGUGCCGUGGAGAAAUACCGCCUCACGAAAGCACAACCUGUCCAAAAACCGGUGAAUUUUGACUCAGUAACGGGUAUCGUGCCACUGCCUCAAACCAUGUCACAGGAAGUGAGCGUGGAGGAAACGGUGGAAUCGGUAAGGAAUUUUGUGAGGGUAUAUUGGUGUAGGGUGGAAGGGAAGGGUAACAUAAGCUAUUUUUUGAUUUUUAGGUAACAAAUUUGGAUAAAACAUAAGGAUAGGGUAAAGAUACAGUGUGAAUUUUAAAUAUUUUGGUUAGUAAUGAUAUAAUGUUUCAGAAACGUGUCUACAAUACAAACAAAGCCGCGGCAACACCGCCUGAAACUAAUGGAAGUUCUAUAAAUGCCAUUUCCAAUAAUCUUGGUGAGUUUUCAACGAUUUUUGUUGAAAUAUGCUGAAAGUUUGAACUUUUUUAUCAUUCUUCUGUCUCACUUUUCUUUCUUAUUCCACUACUUUCUUAACGACGCCCUAGGUGAAGGGGGAGGGCUAGGGUUAGACACAGGACAGGGCGCGAACUGAAAUACCCGGUAUCGAGCAAGGCACGGAAAAUCGUCUAUGUCUCAUCUUUUGUCAAAGCUUGGGGAGGGAGCAUUUGUGUUUUUAAAUAUUAUACUAAGAAGCGCUUUUUAAGUACCAUAAAGUACUACUGUAGAAUCUUGUGAUGAAUCCAUUCUUUUGAUUUUUAAAUGAAUUAAGGCUAGCUUAACUGUUUAGUCUCGUUUCAGCUUCAACUAACCUAUCUUCACAGAACAAGCUGCCAACCGUUGAUCUCACCAAGUAUUUGGCGUCAACUCCGGCACAGAGUCAAUCGUAAGUUAUAGUGUAUAAAGAGGUGUUUAGUUUUGAAAUUUUUAAAUAAAAAUUUUAUUGUUUUUUUAUAUUUGGGUAAUACUUUUAAUAGUUUUUUGUUUUAGGUAACAAUUUUAUUAUUUUGGGUUUUUAAGUAACAAAUUUAGUAUUUUUGGGUUGUAGGUAACUAUUUUAUUGUUUUUGGGCUUUUAGGUAACAAAUUUAGUUUUUUUGGGUUUUUAGGUAACAAGUUUCUUAUUUUUCGAUUUUUAGGUAACAAGUUUGUUAUGUUUGGGUUUUUAAGUAACAAAUUUAGUAUUUUUGGAUUUUUAGGUAAUAAAUUUAUUAUGUUUGGGUUGUCGGGUAACGUUUAUUAUGUUUGGGUUUUUAAGUAAUAAAUUUAGUAUUUUUGGGUUUUUAGGUAAUAAAUUUAUUGUUAGGUAACAUUUAUUAUGUUUGGGUUUUUAGGUAACAAAUUUUGUAUUUUUGGGUUUUUAGGCAAUAAAUUUAUUAUUUUUGGAUUGUUAGGUAACAUUUAUUAUGUUUGGAUUGUUAGGUAACGUUUAUUAUGUUUGGGUUUUUAGGUAACAAAUGUAGUAUUUUUUGGGUUUUUAGGUAACAAAUUUGUUAUUUUUUGCUUAAAAUUUUAAAUUGGAGAACUUAAAUUUGGGUCGAUUUUAAUGCGUUCACCUAUUUACUUUGUAGACAGCCCGUGAACAAUGCGAGUGCAUCGGUACCGAAUGUCACUAAACCUAAAGAAACAGCAACAAAGCCAAAUUUGGACGACACUGCACCACCCGGUACCUUCGAAGAAUCGAAUGGCACCAUUAAGAAGGCGCAGAAGAACGAGGAAGCCGAGCUGAAGAGCCUGUGGGAGACGUUGUUGCAACGAGAUGAGGUGAUUUUAUAACGAGAUGAUUUUUGAUGGAUUAUAGGGACUGGCAUGAAGUUUUUUUGAUUUUUAGGGCCGGCAUGAAGUGCUGGCAUGAAGUUUUAAGCUUGGAGGGGUGAUAGAUGGAUUUAUUGGGAUGUUUUUGAAGUUUGAAAGGCAUUUUUUGUUGUUUGUGGUCAAAAAGUUUGUAGAAAAGUGAAAAAGAUUUGGAAAAUUAUGACCAGCCCUGUUAAGAAAGGUUCAUAUUAGGCUAUUUUUAGACCUUAAAUCAUAUCAAAAGCCUUAUAUUAACCAUACGUAAAGAUAAGAAAGUAUAAAUACUUAUAUAUCAGUUAUUAAUCUUUUGUUUCAGCCAUCCCUAGGCCUAGAGAAAGCAAAAACAGCUCGAAACGGAAGAGAACGAAAAGAAACUUCAUCGUCGAACUCAUCAGAAAAGGUGAAGAAACGAACUCCAUCCCCGGAUUCAGAAGCCAAAAAUGCAGCAUUGUUGUCAUUACUUGGCGGUAACGAUGAUAAAAAGAGCAGUUUAAGUGCUUUAAGUGCUCUGGACGGAUUGAGAGUGAUUGAUCCUGUUACAGGUAAGGAUUUUGUGGAUCUUGGGGAUGGUUAUGGGGUUUUAGAGUUAGUAAUGGCAAAAGUUGAAAGUUUAAUAAGUUUUUUUUGAUUUUUAGCUUAAGGGAAGGAAAACAUUUUGAAGUUUUUUAAAAAAGUAAUGAGUUUUCAUUAUAUUUCUGAAGUUUAUUAAAGAAAAUUUCCAUAAAUUCAAAAUCUUUAGGUAAACCAAUCCUGUCGAACGCUUCAAAAACCCCAAAGAAGCGGUCAUCGUCUCGCAGGAAGAGCAAGGAUGACAGAGAUCGCAAAAGACACAAGGAAGACAAAGAGUACAAGAAGAAUAAGGAAGACAGAGAUCGCAAGAGGAGCAAGGAGGAUAGAGAACACAGGAGGAAAAAGGAUGAUAGAGAUCAUAAGAGGGACAAGGAAGACAGAGAUGAGAAGAUGAACAAGGAAGAUAGAGAUGAGGAGACCAUCAAGGAAGACAGGGAUGGCCAGAGGAACAUGGAAGACAGAGAUGAGGAGGUGAACAAAGAAGACAGAGAUCAGAAGAGGAACAAAGACGACAGGGAUGAGGAGAGGAACAAAGAAGGCAGGGAUGAGGAGGUGAACAAAGAAGACAGAGAUCAGAAGAGGAACAAAGACGACAGGGAUGAGGAGAGGAACAAAGAAGGCAGGGAUGACGAGAUGAACGAGGAAGACAGGUAUGAGGAGACGAUCAAGGAAGACAGAGACGUGGAGAAUAUGGAAAUAGACCUAGAUGACGAGAACAUGGAAGAGGAAGAACAUAAGGAAAUAAAGGAAGAUAAGGAACAUAAGAAAAUAAAAGAGGAAAAAGAGCAUAAAAAGAACAAAGAAGAGAAAGAGCACAAGAGGAAUAAAGAGGUGAAGAAGAGCAAAGAAGAGAGAGAGGAGAAGGAUCGCAAGAAGAGCAAGGACAGAGAGGAGAAAGAACACAAGAAGAGCAAAGAAGACAGAGAAAACAAGAAGAAGAGGAAGCGAGAGAAAGAGGAAAAGUCAGAAUCCCACAAAAGGAAACGCUCCAAGUCGGGCUCAGAUGACGAAGAAGUGGUCAAAAAGAAGAAGAAGAAGCAUAAGAAGAAGGACCGAUAA